AUGACUAGUAAAAAUGAUGUUUUACAAUUAUUGGAUAUGAAUAUAUUAUUAACAAGUGAUGAUAUUCAAGUUAAUAAAUAUGUUUCUACAUUUAUACUUAUUAUGAGUAUUACUUCAAUAUUUACUCAAUUACUUACAAUAUAUCUAUUUUUAAAAAAACGUGAACUUUUAAAAAACACUUCUUAUCAAAUACAAAUGAUACUUGAAUUUUUGUGGAUGUAUGGUAAAAAUAUAUUACCUUCUUCAAGAUACUCUCAACUUACAGUUAAUAAUGUUUAUAGAAUUAACAUUUGUAUUAAUACUUUUAUUAUUACUUUACUUAUUUCUGAAAUAAGAAAAGAAAUCAUGUGCCUGUUGUCUUGUUCUAGUUAUAAACAAUCAACAUCUACUACUAAGUAA
Messenger RNA from Strongyloides ratti, 399 nucleotides. RefSeq lists its product as hypothetical. NCBI's taxonomy places the organism in Eukaryota, Metazoa, Nematoda, Chromadorea, Rhabditida, Strongyloididae. The coding region runs from base 1 to 399 and encodes 132 amino acids. The transcript is spliced from 4 exons. The record is from RefSeq and is a predicted model, not a curated record.